AUGGAGGAUUUUAAACAAAGUGUAAACACAUACAGUUCCGAAGGAAGAAUUCAUCAGAUUGAAUACGCCAUGAAGGCGAUGAAUCUAGGAACAACAACAAUAGGUGUGAGAACCAAAGAAUUUGUGAUACUAUGCUCGGAAAAGAAAAUAUUAUCCACCUUACAGAAUCCCAAAAGUGUAGUAAAGCAUUACAAGAUCUAUGAUCAUAUUGUACUUGGGUUCUCAGGGAUAAGUGGAGACACAAAAACUAUUGUGAAGAGGUCACGAGACUUUUGCAUUUCUCAUACGCAUAUGUAUGGGGAAAAUACUAGUGUAGAAAGGCUUUUAAAAUACCUGUCCAGCCUGAGCCUAAGAUUCGGAGAGGAGGAUGAGGCCAAAAUGAUAUUCAGAAGACCUUUUGGUGUUUCCUUGAUUAUAGCAGGGUUUGACACCGAGCCUAGACUUUACUCUUUGGAUCCAUCGGGAUCGUAUGUUAGCUAUAAGGCUAGAGCCAUAGGCUCUGGGCACGAGGUCGUCGAAGGCGUUCUUGAGAACGAAUAUGAAGAAUACAGGGGGCUUGACCAGUCCUUAAGGAAAGCCCUUCAUACCCUAUCAAAGGUAAUGAAGGACAGGAUUAAUAAGGAUAACGUGGAAGUUGCAGUUGUCACUAAGGAAGGAAGUAAGUUCUUAACCCCAGAGGAUAUCUCAGCGUAUCUAUGA
Messenger RNA from Encephalitozoon romaleae SJ-2008, 699 nucleotides. RefSeq names its product 20S proteasome sububit alpha. The transcript has a single exon. The record is from RefSeq and is a predicted model, not a curated record. Gene Ontology annotation, cellular component: proteasome core complex, alpha-subunit complex; proteasome core complex. Bases 1 to 699 code for a protein of 232 amino acids. Lineage: Eukaryota; Fungi; Microsporidia; Unikaryonidae. Gene Ontology annotation, biological process: ubiquitin-dependent protein catabolic process.